AGACAAGUUUACAUGUGCUGGAGACUAGACUAGAAGCACUUCUGAACUAAGAUACCCAGUCUGUGUUGAGAUUCUGGCAUAUCUUGGAUAUCAUUUGUUUGGGUUUAGUUUUACAGUUACUUUGUGUUUCAGAUCUCAGAUUCUUUGAGGUUGAAGAGCACUAAAAUUAGAAAAUGAGUGAACUUGACCAGUUACGGCAGGAGGCCGAACAACUUAAAAACCAGAUCAGAGAUGCCAGAAAAGCAUGUGCAGAUGCAACUCUCUCUCAGAUCACAAACAAUAUUGACCCAGUGGGAAGAAUCCAAAUGCGCACUAGGAGAACGCUGAGGGGGCACCUGGCCAAGAUUUAUGCCAUGCACUGGGGCACAGAUUCCAGGCUUCUUGUCAGCGCCUCACAGGAUGGAUAACUCAUCAUCUGGGACAGCUACACCACAAACAAGGUCCAUGCCAUCCCUCUGCGCUCCUCCUGGGUCAUGACCUGCGCAUAUGCUCCUUCUGGGAACUAUGUGGCCUGCGGUGGCCUGGAUAACAUUUGUUCCAUUUACAAUCUGAAAACUCGUGAGGGAAAUGUCCGCGUGAGUCGUGAGCUGGCAGGACAUACAGGCUACUUGUCCUGCUGCCGGUUCCUGGAUGACAAUCAGAUCGUCACCAGCUCUGGAGACACCACAUGUGCCCUGUGGGACAUCGAGACCGGCCAGCAGACGACCACAUUUACUGGACACACUGGAGAUGUCAUGAGCCUUUCUCUUGCUCCUGACACCAGACUGUUUGUCUCUGGUGCUUGUGAUGCUUCAGCCAAACUCUGGGAUGUGCGAGAAGGAAUGUGCCGGCAAACUUUCACCGGCCACGAGUCUGACAUCAAUGCCAUCUGUUUCUUUCCCAAUGGCAAUGCAUUUGCCACGGGCUCAGACGAUGCUACCUGCAGGCUGUUCGACCUCCGUGCAGACCAAGAGCUUAUGACUUACUCCCAUGACAAUAUCAUUUGUGGGAUCACUUCUGUCUCCUUUUCUAAAAGUGGGCGCCUGCUUCUUGCCGGGUACGACGACUUCAACUGCAACGUCUGGGAUGCACUCAAGGCUGACAGGGCAGGUGUCUUGGCUGGGCACGACAACCGCGUCAGCUGCCUGGGGGUGACUGACGAUGGCAUGGCUGUGGCAACGGGGUCCUGGGAUAGCUUCCUCAAGAUCUGGAACUAAUGCCAGUAGCAGGUGGACGCCAUGGUGACUGGAAGCCCAUUCCAACCUUGAAGCGUUGCAGUGAUAGCAUAUUCCAUCCAACCGUACUAACGUGGACCCCCUACACCUCCCCUCAGAACUUCAAAAGGGCAAGAUCUUUUUUCCUUCACUUAUUGCUGAAACCAAGAGCACAAUUCCCAUUAAGAGAAGGAUCUCUGUGCUGUAAACUAAAACAAAUUGUGCAUUCCUUCCGGGGCCAUUGUCUUUGUUUUUUUUUUGUUUUUCUUCUUGUCUUGAAUGAAUUUUCAAAGGAAAUACUAUAAUAAAAAUGUUAUCCAGAAGGUAAACUUGAGUGUAAUUGUGAGACAGACACACCUUUUCACUAGUUUAUUUGAAUUUUAGACCAGUGAUCCUGUUUUGUGAUGUUCAUGCAAAACAAGUUGAGGACUUUAUCUUGUAAUCGUUUCUAAAUUUCAAGUUGUGUUUGUAGCAAGAUUUUGGAAGCAUUCAUAUUUCUUUUUUAAAAAUAUAUUCCUUUCUGUUCAAUAGCUAAACAGAACCAGAGAGUCCAGGGCAGCCUCUCUGAUAUUGUCAAUGAUGUAAAUUUAGUCCCUGGUUCUUUUUACUUUCUGUCUCGUGUCACAGAUAAUUGUUGCACACAAACAUGAUAUAGAAAGAGUAAUGUUGAGGUAACCAAGCACAUGCUGUUGAUGGUCUUGAAUGUGCGAUCAAGGAAUUCUUCACCUUUUCUGGAUAGUAAAUUCAAAUCCAGCACACCCUUUCCUCCAAACCCAUCCUCCUUACCUUCUCAAUUCAGUUUUUAACUUUACCUUGGGUUUCCUUGUGAAGUUGGAGGGAAGUUUAUAAUAGCCUAACACUACCCCACCCCACCCUCAACUACCAGGAACCUCUGUUUUCAAGAGAGAUGCCUGUCCUGUGCUUGGAUAGUCAGUCAGUCAGUCAAUUAUUUGUGUAUGAAACAAUGUACAAAUCAAUGUUUUGAAAAUAAUGAUCUCAGACUUUCUAAGUUAAAUUUUAAAAAAUUUGAUUGUUUGCCAUAUUGGGUGGGUUUACUCUUAGAAUCGCAUGCUGUAGAAAUGCUCAAAAGUGCAUAUAGGACUCAGUCCUUAGAUGUUCUUUUUCUUUUAAGAAAUAACCUCUUACAGUUGUAACCAUUGCGGCGCUAUCCACUUAUUGUUGCUACUCUGUGCACACAUAUCGGAAGCAGUACAAUAAGCAGCUCUACACGCUUGAGUAGCGGGAUAAGUUCUUCUUUUCUUUAUUUCUUUUAAAACAAAAAGCAGUCCUGUUGCAAACGAUUGCUGUUGGAUUCUGAGGGGGGGAGGGAGGGAGGGAGGGAGGGAGAAGGGGGGGAGAGCCUGCCCUUCCUCUGUAUCAAUUCCUCAUGGCCUGUCUCUCCCAUAGAACAAGCCUUUUGCAUCUGAGGCAGAUCAUUUUUAUAAUAUGCAGAUUUUCCUGGUUUUCAUUUUAAGUCCAGUGUUCAGCAGCAGCGUUUGGACAGCAGUGUUCUGUGGACCCUCCUGCUCCCCCCUGUUCCCCCAGCGCCCCUCCAUAGCAGCAGUAGUGGCUUCUCCAUCCUGUUUUCUGCAACAUCCUGUACAAAACUGUGCUGUGACUGUGCGGUAGGCCUGGAUCUGGCAAAGAGAAUAAAAACGAAACCCUUUCUUUCUCCUCCCAUCAAACAACUCUGUAGAGCUCUCUGCACCCUUUACCUUUUCACCUUUUGUAUUUAAUUUUAAAGUCAGUGUACUGCAAGGAAGCUGGAUGCAAGAUAGAUACUAUAUUAAACUGUACUGUUAUUUAAGAUGUAAUAAAGCAGUUUGACAUGAUGGA
Molecule: messenger RNA, 3029 nt
Organism: Tupaia belangeri chinensis (Chinese tree shrew)
Lineage: Eukaryota; Metazoa; Chordata; Mammalia; Scandentia; Tupaiidae
Gene: GNB1
Product: G protein subunit beta 1
Exons: 12
Biological process (GO): signal transduction
Molecular function (GO): protein binding
Source: RefSeq, a predicted model, not a curated record